This is a messenger RNA of Antechinus flavipes (yellow-footed antechinus), 962 nucleotides long. RefSeq names its product endoplasmic reticulum protein 29 (gene ERP29). The transcript is spliced from 3 exons. The record is from RefSeq and is a predicted model, not a curated record. Lineage: Eukaryota; Metazoa; Chordata; Mammalia; Dasyuromorphia; Dasyuridae. Gene Ontology annotation, biological process: protein secretion. Gene Ontology annotation, cellular component: endoplasmic reticulum; endoplasmic reticulum lumen. Bases 16 to 810 code for a protein of 264 amino acids.
AGGCCGGGGGGCGCGAUGGCUGCGGCGGGGUCCGGCGGCGGGCUCCCCCGCUCCCCGCGGGCGCUGGCGCUGCUGCUGGCGCUGCUGGGGCUGCUGGGCGCCCCGCCGGGCGGCCGCGCUCUGCACACCAAGGGCGCGCUGCCCCUCGACACCAUCACCUUCUAUAAGGUCAUCCCCAAAAGCAAAUAUGUCCUGGUGAAGUUCGACACCCAGUAUCCUUAUGGGGAAAAGCAGGACGAGUUCAAGACCCUGGCGGAGAGCUCGGCCUCCAGCGAGGACCUCCUGAUCGCGGAGGUGGGGAUCUCAGAUUACGGCGACAAGCUGAACCUGGAACUGGGCGAGAAGUACAAGCUCAGCAAGGACAGUUACCCGGCGUUCUACCUCUUCCGGAACGGGGACUUUGAGCACCCCGUGCCCUACGCGGGGCCGGUGAAGGUGGGCGCCAUCCAGCGCUGGCUGAAGGGCCAGGGCGUCUACCUGGGCAUGCCCGGCUGCCUGCUCCCCUACGACACGCUGGCCGCCCGGUUCCUGGGCGCCGCAGGGGCCGAGCAGCGGAAGGCCCUGAUGGAGCAGGGCCAGGCCGGCCUGGCCGAGGUCAAGGAGGCCGAGAAGAAGUGGGCCGAGCAGUACCUGAAGAUCAUGGGCAAGAUCCUGGACCAGGGCGAGGGCUUCGUGGCCACGGAGACGGCCAGAAUCUCCAAGCUGAUUGAGAAGAACAAGAUGAGCGAAGGGAAGAAGGAGGAGCUUCAGAAGACCCUCAACAUCCUCACCGCCUUCCAGAAGAAGGGCGAGGGCAGAGAAGAACUCUGAGGAAGGGCCGGGGGGUGGGAGCAGGAAGGAUCGGGGAUCUCAGGGUGCGGGGACCCCUCCCCUGCCCCUGAUGGUGACCCGGGAGAGAGCUGUAAACCUGCCCCAGAGAAGGACCGGUGCUAAUCCCUAUAAUAAACAGUGCGCUGUCUGGG